AUGACCGCCGUAGCCACAUAUCACUCAACUCCCUCAUCAUCCCCUUCCUCCUCGGCAUAUCCCUUCCCUCCCGCUCCUCGCAUCCCAUACGAAAAUCACCCACGGCGACCCUCCAGUUCCAACUCGCACACCUCUCUGCUCGGCCCAGUCCUUGAGGACGAUACCGAUCAGUCCUGCUCUAUCCGCCCAGGGCGCAAGAUUCUGCGUCCGAGCAGCUCGGUGUCCAUGUCGAGGGGAAGUUCGGUGGAGGAUAUGGCCGAGUGGGUACUGGAUAUGAUGGCGGUCCAGGGCGGCAAGGCGAGAUGGGCAGAAAGGGAGAGGGUUGUUUUGGUUCUCGGAGACUGCUCUACGGAUCUGCUUGAACCCCUCACGUCCAACCCGGCUUUUUCGAAUACCCUCAUCCUGGCCCCUUGCAAUGCUCCGUCCUCUCCAACGCAUCCUUCCUUCGAGGUCCUGGCGUCCGAGGACUUGCAAGACGCCGUCAACGAAGCCACUUCCUUGUCCGCGGCAUAUCGGAAAAAGAACAAGAAGAAGUAUCGGUCGGCCCACGCUUCCGCCUCGGCAUCCCCCUUCGACGCUAUUCUGCACUUCCUGCCCUCCCCACUCUACUUCGACCCCACCAUGGCCCUGCAGCGAAUGCUACGGGAAGCCAUCAUGGCUACCACGGUCGCCCUCGCCUCACUGGCAUCAUUCAGGCACAAUACCCAGCCGAGCAAGGGCAAAUCGGCGCCCGCACAUGAUAUGCCCAUCCCGCUCAUCCAUAUCAUCCCCUCCGGCUCACCUAGCGCCCUUCCCGUCGUUGUUGAGCGAUACCUCCUCCAACUUCUGCCUUCCCUCUCCGGCUCGGCCUCCUCACGCACCAUCCGGCCCCUCGUCCUCUCCUCUUCCGCAUGGAGUACCCGCAGUAUCCCCUUCUCUCCCUCCGCACCAGCGAUCGACGCCCUCCUCUUCGGCGGCCUCGAUCCCGCCUCCACCCCUAAAGUGGCUUUGGCAUCAUGGGACCGCGUCCUCCCUACCUCGGCAGCGUCAUCCCCAACAGCUCCGAGCUGGGACUCUGCGCUGGACGUCAACACGGACAGGCGCGACUCCUCCACGUCUACUUCGACCCUCGGAUCCUCAUCAUCGCUCCACGGACCUAUCACCCCGCAGAAUGCCUCGUACGCGGACAUGAGCGAGACUAUCCGUCGGAGUUCGCAGCAUAUGCCGUCCAGGCUGAGUUAUGUCGAGACGUUUGAGGAUGAGGGAACGCAGGGAGAACAGGCUGGGGGUGGAACGAUAGGGAAGAAGGGAGGCAAGGGCGUGUUUGGGUGGAUGAAGCGGAAGGCGUAG
Molecule: messenger RNA, 1329 nt
Organism: Dioszegia hungarica
Lineage: Eukaryota; Fungi; Basidiomycota; Tremellomycetes; Tremellales; Bulleribasidiaceae
Exons: 2
Coding region: 1-1329 (442 amino acids)
Source: RefSeq, a predicted model, not a curated record